AUGAAAACCAUCACCCGACUCGUCACCUCGGCCCUUCUGCUCGGGGCCCAGACGGCCAUGGCCAACAACGCCAUCCCCGGCAACGCCUUCACCAACAACAACGGCCUCGCUGCCGCCGAAGCCGCCGCGCCCAUGUGGUACAUGCCAUCGGGCACCUGCAUGCCGUCCGCCGCCGAAGACGGCCAGGGCCACCAGACGAACGGCGUCGACACAGACAACUGCAACAUCAACAAGCUCUCCCACAACUGCCCGCCGCAGCCGCAGUGGCAAGGCACAAACACCUUCUACGGCAACGUCGCCGGCGAGCCCUUCUCCACCAUCCCCACGUACUGGUCCGCCAAGAAGUGCGCCAACACCUGGAAGAUAAUAUACUACGUCUACUUCAAGAAAGACACAGGCCACAAGAGCGACUGGGAGGGCAUAGUAGUGAGUUUCAGAGACACCGGCGGCGACAACUGGGUCCGCGACACAGUCAAGAUGGAGCAGGACAGCAACCACAAGCAAAUCAACUGGGGCGACGUCAACGACACGUUCGACGGCACGGACGACUGGCAAGCCUUCCGGCAAAGGAACCGCGACCACGGCAAGUUCUACUUUGGCAAGUUUCACCACUCCGUCCACCAGGACUGGCACACGACCAGCUUCAAGGAUACGUGCCCCCCCAACUCGGGCGACGACUUUCGCAACGGCGACUACCAGUUCUGGGCGAGGAACAACCUUCGCCAUGUCUCGGUUUUGAACCCAGCCUGGAACUGGGGCAAGGCUUCCUCGCCUGCCAAUAUUGAUCUCUGCACCUACUGA
Molecule: messenger RNA, 801 nt
Organism: Metarhizium brunneum ARSEF 3297
Lineage: Eukaryota; Fungi; Ascomycota; Sordariomycetes; Hypocreales; Clavicipitaceae
Source: RefSeq, a predicted model, not a curated record